This is a messenger RNA of Closterium sp. Yama58-4, 1662 nucleotides long. Lineage: Eukaryota; Viridiplantae; Streptophyta; Zygnematophyceae; Desmidiales; Closteriaceae. The record is from the annotation of a GenBank genome assembly.
AUGGCGGAGUUUAAAGAUGUAUGGGAUGACGUGGAAGAGAAAAGUACUGAUCUGGAGGGUGACGAGGAAUGGUUCAAACAGGGAUCGCACCCCAAGGGAUCCUGCAGCCCCGUUACAAGCAACGUCACUAUCCCGAUAAAGACUGCCGCCGAUUUCCUGAAGCGGAAACAGCAGGGCCGCACCCAAACCGUCGUGCUUAUGCUGCAGAACAGCCUGCUGCUCAGUCAGGGAAGCGGGUUGCUCUUUGACGCGGAUUUCUCCUGCACCAUUGUAACCGCCGCAAAACCGAACCUGUACAUCAAAUAUAACGACGACGAUAUGCCGACGCUUCGCAUUUGGAACACCAGCAAUGUGCUUGUAUACGGUAUCAAUUUCCUCGUUGCAGUCACGACCGGGUCGCCCCAAUGCCCGAACGUACCCGAGGUCGGUACGGGGGUCAACUGUCCCGCCGUACACAUCUCCCGGUCGUACGGUGUCAUCUUCGGCAAGUCUACAGUGUUCGGACGCGUGGACGUACACAGAAGCAUGAACUCGCGAAUCGACAGUAUCAAGGUUACCGGCACCCCGACUUUCGCCAGUUCGCACGGGGUCAUUCGCGUGGCGUACAGUGGCCACAGCACGAAGCUGAUCAAGGCGAACAUCGCUAUAUCCAAUAACGAGGCGUAUGGUGUGGACACCCCGAUCGUCUUAUAUCGAGGCGCGGUGGGAGUGAAAGUGUUCCGCAACUACGUGCACGAUUUCAUCUUCGCGGGAAUCCGGUGCGGCGCGGACGUGCAUUUCUCGGGCGACUGUAUGAUGACCAACGUCUCCAACAACCUUGUAGUCGCUAAAGGGCGCAACACUAACGGGGAUCACGACGCGGCGGGGAUCUACUACUGCACGCACUGGUUCAACCCGGGGAAUGUGGCGCAGUGUAACUACGUCUUUAACGGCGACCACUGCUACUAUUUGGACUAUGACACGUCGGACGUGCGCAUCCGCGGCGGCGCGUGUAUCAACACGUACGACGGGAUUAAAGUCAACAACGGCAAGAGGAACGUCAUCAAGGACGUGGUGAUGAAGGGACAGAUCGGUGCAGUGGGGUGGUGCACGUGCCUCACCCCCACCGUCAACAACUGCCUCAAGGACCCCGGGCUUUACUGGGAGAACAUGCGCAAGGCUUAUUAUGACACCCCGGCAUUCAGAAAGUACUGGCCGUGGUGGAAGAACGUGUGUCAGGAGAGCUCAGUCAACGGGCAGCACUGUAACCCCAAGGGCGGCCUGACCGCCGCCCAAACCGGCAAAUGCAGCGGAUUGGCCACGGAGAAUCAGCUGGAUUUGAUCCUCGUGAACACGACUCGAGAGAACCUUGAGUAUAAGUACUGCGAGACCCUACCGGCCAUGCAUAAACUGAACCAGCACUCCCAUGUGGUGGUGGAUUCGGUUCCUUCUGCCGGGUUCCGGAAUUACAAGCGGAACGAUCUGGGUUUGAGGCUCUGGUCAAAUAUUCGGCUCAAGCGGCCGAACAUUUUGAGCUGCCCGAGACGGGCAACGGGGCCGCAAAAGAAGAUUAAUGCGGCUUGGUACUUGAGGAGGUUUAAUAUUGUGAAGCCGAAGGGGUUUGACGAGGUGGUCACGAUGACGACACUGCACCUCAUGGACCAAUCCAAGAUUCCCAAGUAG